Messenger RNA from Drosophila ananassae, 378 nucleotides. Its product is annotated as transcription elongation factor 1 homolog. Gene Ontology annotation, molecular function: RNA polymerase II complex binding. The coding region runs from base 50 to 298 and encodes 82 amino acids. Gene Ontology annotation, biological process: transcription elongation by RNA polymerase II. NCBI's taxonomy places the organism in Eukaryota, Metazoa, Arthropoda, Insecta, Diptera, Drosophilidae. Gene Ontology annotation, cellular component: transcription elongation factor complex. The record is from RefSeq and is a predicted model, not a curated record. The transcript has 2 exons.
UUGUUUGUAUGUAUAAUAUAUUUACUUAUACGACAUAUAUAUUGUUAAUAUGGGAAGAAGAAAGUCUAAACGUAAGCCGCCUCCAAAACGAAAAAACAUUGAACCUCUUGAUCAACAAUUUAACUGUCCAUUUUGUAACCAUGAGAAGUCGUGUGAAGUUAAAAUGGAUAAGGGGAGGAAUACUGCAAAAAUAACCUGCCGUGUUUGCUUGGAAGAUUUCCAGACUGGAAUCAACUUUCUAUCAGAACCUAUUGAUGUUUACAAUGAUUGGGUGGAUGCCUGUGAAACUGCCAAUUAAACACAUAUGUACAUUUAUUUUAAAAAAGAUCGAUAUUUAAUUAAGUAUUAAGUAAAAUUAUACAGUUUCAUAAAAAGCGA